AUGUCGGCACCUUCGCCAUCAGGUGAACCUAUGGAGAUCACCACGCCUACCAAUUCCUCAGCCCCGCAGAGUGCUCGUAAGAGUUCGGACGGAGAAGGCAGCGAUUCUAACGAUCGCCAAAACAUCGCGCUCUCGGGGGAUCAUAAUUCAAACCCCGCCUCGACUACGAUGCCUGCGCCUGCUGCCGCGGCUGUCCACCAGCCAAAAAUAGUGCAGACUGCAUUUAUUCACAAACUCUACAACAUGUUGGAAGAUCCAAAUAUACAACACUUGAUCAGUUGGUCGAGUACUGCCGAGAGCUUCGUUAUGUCGCCUUCGCAUGAUUUCUCAAAAGUCCUUGCCCAAUAUUUCAAACAUACGAACAUCUCCUCCUUUGUCAGACAGCUAAAUAUGUAUGGCUUUCAUAAAGUCAGCGACGUAUUUCACACGGGGUCCCCAGAAACCGCGUUGUGGGAAUUUAAGCAUGGCAACGGCAACUUCAAAAGGGGUGACUUAGUUGGGCUGCGUGAAAUUAAACGACGAGCAUCCCGUCACGCACUGGUCCACCGGGAAUAUAAUAAUCAGAAACCCACCCCGUCGCAACCCGGCACUCCGGCGGAGCCCAUGCCACCUAUCCACGACGGCUCAGAUCCCCGGCUUGCGGGGUUCGAGCAAACCUUGUACGAAUUAAAUUCUAGGUUGCAACGCAGCGAAGAAAAUGCACAUUAUAUGAAUGUGAAACAGCAGGCGAUGGCGGAUGCUAUGAACCGUCUGCUUCAGUUGAACCAGGAACUGUCGAGAACGGUUCUCAGUUUGGUCCCACCUGAGAAUCCAGUCCACAGAGACGUCCUUGCGCUGCAAGGGGAAAUUCAACGCCAAACUGAAUUUGUCCGGUCCAUCGACGAACCGCAUGAGCCGCCGUUCCCGAACAGCCGUCAACUUUUUGCAAACCUUGACAAUCCCCCUGUAUCUCCUAGACAAUUGGCCCAGGACGAUCAACGGAGAUUAGGUGUACAUCAAUCUCGCGGAGCCAAUUUCUAUCGACCGCCAGUUCCUUCUGGGCUUUCGAUAACUUCAUCUUCACGUCGAUCAUAUGGGUCGAUUGGUGGAAGCACAACUCAGUCGUCACCAUCCCCUCUUCGAUCUCAGGCGCCACCGCCGCCUGCCGCGCCGCAUCCACUCGCGACCGUCGAGCCACCGCCAAGCGGCUUGCCUAGGCGGCAUACCUCAGCCGAUAUCCGAGCUCACGGAUGGCAGCCCAACCCACCGCCGUACGUCUCAUCAGGUCCGCCCUCGGCUCACUGGCCAUCUUCCCCUAGUCGGGCAGCGCAAGAAGAGCAGCGGAUUCGCGACCCCCCACCUCAUUACUCGCUGUCACGACCCGCUACCCCGCCAGCUCCUUUCUCAAAUGGUAACAUAGGAAACGGCUUGGAAAGCUUAAACAAUUGGUCCUGGAACUCGGCCGGUCGCGACAAUAGGAAUCUGUCGAUUAAAGACAUGUCCGCUCCCCCCACGAGACGAGGAAGCAUGGCGCACAUCCUCAACCCUACCGACACGGUAGAGCGAGAUGACGAAGAUGAUCCUCGGGGGGACGACGAUCGGAAGCGCAAGCGGAUGCAGUGA
This is a messenger RNA of Annulohypoxylon truncatum, 1602 nucleotides long. RefSeq lists its product as uncharacterized. Gene Ontology annotation, biological process: regulation of DNA-templated transcription. The transcript is spliced from 5 exons. Gene Ontology annotation, molecular function: DNA-binding transcription factor activity; sequence-specific DNA binding. Bases 1 to 1602 code for a protein of 533 amino acids. The record is from RefSeq and is a predicted model, not a curated record. Lineage: Eukaryota; Fungi; Ascomycota; Sordariomycetes; Xylariales; Hypoxylaceae.